Molecule: messenger RNA, 982 nt
Organism: Durusdinium trenchii
Lineage: Eukaryota; Dinophyceae; Suessiales; Symbiodiniaceae
Source: the annotation of a GenBank genome assembly
AGCUGACUGAAACCGCUCCCGGCGUUCCACGCUGGCCCCGCGGUCACAGUAGCGCAGCCAGUGGUGGCGCGUGCAGCCACAGGCUGAGGCGCAGUGACGAUGGCGCCAGCAAAAUGUGCCAAAGAGGGUGUUGCACGAGUGGAUGAGGCGCGCCGCGCCUCCCGGCGGCGCGGAGCGCUCACCGCCGCAGAGCUUUCAGAAGGUGCGCCUCUGAAGAUGAGGAUUGAGCACCGCUUAGCAGCCAUGCAGGAGGCUGAGAACGCGGAUGCCAACCUGGUGCUGAAUCCACGGACGCCGGAAUUUGGAGAGGCGCCGCGGACCCCGAACUCCCGCUCGCCCACGCCGGUGACGCCGGACGAGAGGAGGCGGAAGAGUCGCCGCAUUACCUUCAGCGCCCUGAACGAGGCCCUCAACGACGUCUGCGUCGAGUCGGAGCCGAGUGCCAGCCACGUGGCCAGCAACAUCCAAGCUGCACAGGAGUUGGUGAAGAAGAUGUUUGCGAACCCCGCGCCAGAUCCGUCGAAGCGCCAAAGCAAGAAGCGCUCGCGGGAGAAGCACCGCUCCUCCGUGGACUCGAGGACCAGUGAUGCGCGGAGCUCCGUGGGCCCCGAGGCCAUGACCGAGCGAGCACGGCGUCUCUGUCAGAGCUUGGGCGGCGAGGAGUUCCAGACCUCUCAGAGUUCAGCACCGCUGCUGGCGACGCCCGGCAGGUUCCGCUAUCGAACGAAGGGUCCCUUCCACGAUCCUUGGGCGUCCUUACCACCGAGGAGGAGCAGCCCAAGCCGAUCGAAGUUGCCUCCGCCGCCUUCGCAACCACCACCCGUGUGAGGAGGAGGCGGGCGGAGAGGUGUGACGAAUCCGCUGGGCGCCGAAGAAUGGCAAGUUCAGCUGAGGAGUCCGGACGACUGGCGGAAUGAUGCAGAAUGAUGCAGAGUGAUGCGGAAAAAAGUCGAGGUCUUCGUGUCGAGUGAGUGGAUUCAAG